GGAGGAUGACUUGAAGUGAACUAUUCCAAAAAGAAUUAUUAUCUUAGUUCCUUCCUAGACACUUCUGGUUUGACCCAGUGAGUCGAUCGGUAAAAGUCAUCCUUUUUUGCUUAGAGACCAUAGAAUUAUUAUUUUCACUAGCGUCAAAAGGGCACUAACAUGUCUGUUUUUCCAUUUUCAUCGAUAAAGAUUAGUAGAUUACAUAAGUUGUAAACCUAUUGUUUAAAAAAUUAAGUUGGUAAAGAAGCAAACAAUGGUAAAAGGAAACUUUGCAUCUUUUUAUAUAAACAGGACAUCAUUUUUUUAAGGGGCACCAAAAUUAUUAUUUUUACUUAUUAGUUAGUAUUAUACAAAUAUAUUUCUUUUUAACCUGAUCAAUCUUUUGGGACAAAAAAUACAAGAGUGAAUUGAUCAUUAAGAAAUAAGAAUCAUAAUUUUCUUUUGGGACGCUUACGUUAGUUUCCCAAUCCUACUAUGGCUUCCACCCUUGCUUUGUUAUCAAUACUGUUCUCCAUCUUCUUCAUGCUAUUUACAUUAAUAGAAGCCACACACAAUACAACUGAAAAAACUCAACCCAUUAUCAUUCCAUUGGGGUCUUUCCUCGCUCCUAAAGGUGAAAAUACUUCAUGGCAAUCAAGUUCUGGCCAUUUUGCUUUUGGGUUUUACCCCAAAGGUAAUGGUUUUGCUGUUGGAAUAUGGUUGGUUAAUCCAUCUGAAAACACAACCACUGUUGUGUGGACUGCUAACCGUGAUGCUCCAGCAGUCUCCUCUAAAUCUAUGUUGAAUUUGACAGAGCAAGGUCUGCUUCUUCAAAAUGGAAACAGAGAUUCAGCUAUGAAUAAAGACUUGAGAGAUGAUUCAGAGGAGAAUUUGGUCUCUAAGGCAUCUAUGCAUGAUUCUGGCAACUUUGUGCUUUAUGAUGAGAAUUCUACAGUUAUAUGGCAAAGCUUUGAUCACCCAACAGACACCAUAUUAGGAGGUCAGAGUUUGACUGCUGCUGAUGAUUAUUUAAUCUCUAGUGUGUCCGAAUCAGACCAUUCUAGUGGACGUUUCUAUCUUGGGGUGCAAGGUGAUAGAAGUGUUGCUGCUUACCCUUUUUACAGCUUCAGAAGUGAUGAGGAUGCUUACUGGGAUUCAAACACUUCGCAUCAGAUGUACGGACAACAGCUCAGUCUUGACAUUAAAGGCUUUCUUUGUGUAAAUGCUGCAAUUUGUGAUCCUUUAAAUCGAGUUUACCCUUAUAGUUCUUGUACACCUGAAUCUCCUGAUCAUCAUAGUCAAUGUUUCAACCAUACCAAUAAGCCUAGAAAGAAGUCAAACAACGCAACUUCAAUCUACCGUGCAACACUUGACGUAGAUGGAAACUUGAGAUUGUAUGAACACCAAUUUCAUUUUGAAGGCAACAAUAGCUCUCGUGUGGUAAUGUUGUGGAAAGCACUUAAUGAGACAUGUUUAGUGAAGGGGUUUUGUGGGUUGAACAGUUAUUGCACUUCCAACAUCAGCAGUGAUGCUGUCUGCAAGUGUUAUCCUGGUUUCAUCCUUUCCGAGACCAAAAGUAAUCCUAAAUUGCCUAUGGACUGCGUACAGAAACAUAGCAAAGAUGACUGUGAAAGCAGCGAAGGCACGGCGUUAUAUAAUUAUACUAACUUUAAGAAUAUGUCUUGGGGUGAUAUUCCAUAUUCUGUUAUACCUGUGAUGAACAUGAAAACUUGUGAGCAGGCUUGCCAAGAAGAUUGUGUUUGCGGGGGAGCAAUAUAUACAAACACUAGCUGCAAUAAAUAUAGGCUUCCACUUAUUUAUGGCAGGGUUCAAAAUGAUUCUUCCACCGUGUCUGUGGCCCUAUUAAAGAUUCGUUCUUCAACAACUGCCAUUAUUUCACCUCCAACCUCAAACAACACCAAUGUGCCUAAGCCCGAGGUUGUUGUUGAAAGCAAGAGGAAUCUGAUAAUGAUCCUAUCUCUUACUUUGGGCGUCGUUGCAUUAAUUUGUUUGGUCUUUGCAGUGUCCGUUUUCUUCACUUAUAGGCGUCAAGUUAAUAGGUACGCAAUGUUGUCUGAAAGUGAAAAACUUGAAUUUACUGAAGAAUGUUCCCUGCGUUCAUUUUCUUUUGACGAACUUGAAAAAUCAACUGGGGGAUUUUCAGAAGAGAUAGGGAGAGGAUCAUUUGGAGUUGUUUAUAAAGGUAAAAGGGGCAACAAUAACAAGAGUAUUGCUGUGAAGAGACUGGAGGAGAGAAUUACUGAUGAAGGGGAGAGGGAGUUCCAAGCUGAAAUUACUGCCAUUGCUCGAACUCAUCAUAGGAAUUUGGUUAAGCUUGUUGGUUUUUGUAUAGAAGGAUCAAAGAAGCUCCUUGUUUAUGAAUUUGUCAGCAAAGGAUCUCUUGCAAAUCUCCUCUUUGAAGGGGAAACGAGACUAUCUUGGAAAGACAAAAUGAAACUUGCAUUGGAUGUGGCUAGAGGUCUUUUGUAUCUACACGAAGAGUGUGAUGUCCGAAUCAUCCAUUGCAAUAUAAAUCCUCGAAAAAUACUUAUAGACGAAGCAUGGACCGCAAAAAUAACUGAUUUUGGAUUCGCAAGGUUAUCAAAGAGGGGCCAUUCAAGAACCAAAAUAGGGGAUGGUACAAGCAGGUACUUGGCACCUGAAUGGCAGAAGGAGGACGCAUCAGUAUCAGUAAAAGCUGACGUUUAUAGUUUUGGGGUGGUACUAUUGGAGAUUAUUUGCCGCAAAAGAAGUAUAGAUAUGAAUAAUAUUUCCUCGGCCGAUGAAAUCCCUCUUUCCACCUGGGUGUAUCAAUGUUUUGCAUCAGGACAAUUGAACAAGCUAAUCACACAUAAUGAAAAUGAUAUGGAUUGGAAGAUAUUGGAAAGAAUGGUGAAAGUCGGGUUGUGGUGUGUGCAAGACCACCAAUCUCUCCGUCCUGCAAUGAAGAAUGUAAUCUUGAUGUUGGAAGGUUUGAAAGAUAUUCCAGUUCCUCCCUCUGCAGCUCGCUUGCUUGAGUAGUCUUGUAGGGAUUGUUAUAUGUUGCUUUUGUGAAUUUUUAUUUUAUUUUUGUCUUGAAUUUGUUGUUCAGGUUGUGUACUAUACUAUAUGUCCCAACUGUUACAAUCUAGUAGUUUAAUUGUAAGGAUAUUUUAUGUGGGUAUGCUUGUUCGAUUUUGUGACUCCA
Messenger RNA from Medicago truncatula (barrel medic), 3166 nucleotides. Its product is annotated as G-type lectin S-receptor-like serine/threonine-protein kinase LECRK1. Gene Ontology annotation, molecular function: protein serine/threonine kinase activity; ATP binding. The transcript has a single exon. Gene Ontology annotation, biological process: protein phosphorylation. The record is from RefSeq and is a predicted model, not a curated record. NCBI's taxonomy places the organism in Eukaryota, Viridiplantae, Streptophyta, Magnoliopsida, Fabales, Fabaceae. The coding region runs from base 475 to 3000 and encodes 841 amino acids.